Molecule: messenger RNA, 1599 nt
Organism: Tachysurus vachellii
Lineage: Eukaryota; Metazoa; Chordata; Actinopteri; Siluriformes; Bagridae
Gene: nars2
Product: asparaginyl-tRNA synthetase 2, mitochondrial
Exons: 14
Coding region: 102-1559 (485 amino acids)
Biological process (GO): asparaginyl-tRNA aminoacylation
Cellular component (GO): mitochondrion
Molecular function (GO): ATP binding; nucleic acid binding; asparagine-tRNA ligase activity
Source: RefSeq, a predicted model, not a curated record
GAUGGAGCCUGACCAGGAAGUUGACUAGAUCUCAGGAAGUCAUAACAUUCAAGGAGACUGUAUUUUUAUGUACAGAUUUGCCCACGUGCUUCUCCUCUGCUAUGAUGGCAGUCACGUUAUUGUGGAGAUCACUGGUCACAUCACGGCUCUGUGGUUAUAUCAUUCUGACUAAACGGCUUUACAGCAGCACAGCAAAGAGAAUUAGGGUACGUGAUGCCCUCAACAGCCUAGAGACAGGCUCCAUCAUCAAAGUACAGGGUUGGGUACGCUCUGUUCGAUCACAAAAACACAAUAUCUUUCUGCAUGUGAGUGAUGGAAGUUCUUUGCAACCUCUGCAAGUAGUAGCCAGUUCAGACCUCAACACCAGAGACCUCACCUUUGGCUGCGCCGUCGAUGUUACAGGAAGAUUGGAAAAGAGUCCUAGCAAAAAACAAAGCAUGGAAUUACAAGCAAAUCGCAUUGAUGUAGUUGGAGAAUGUAAUCCUGUGGACUUUCCAUUUAAGAUCAAGGGCCACCAUUCCCUGGAGUACAUCAGACAGUUUCCUCACCUGAGGUGCCGAACAAAUGCCUUCAGUUCAUUGCUCAGAAUACGCAGCCAGGCAACUGCUGCCAUUCAUGCUUACUUCAGGGAUAAUAACUACGUGCAAAUUCAUACACCGGUGAUUACGUCAAAUGACUGUGAAGGAGCAGGAGAACUGUUUCAGGUGGAACCUGCAGGUAAUGAAUGGAAUUUGGAUAAGGAAAAUCACCAUUUUUUCUCCGUGCCUGCCUAUCUAACUGUCUCAGGACAGCUGCAUCUGGAAGUGAUGGCAGGGGCUUUUCCUGCUGUUUACACAUUUGGCCCAACAUUUCGAGCAGAGAAUUCCCAGACCAGGAGACACUUGGCUGAGUUUUAUAUGGUGGAGGCAGAACUCGCUUUCACUGAGUCACUGAAGGACCUCAUGAAGGUUAUGGAGGGUUUGUUCAAGACAACCACAGAGAAUCUGCUCUCUCACUGUGCAGAGGAUGUGGAAUUAUUUCACAAAUACAUCUCACCAGGAAAUAUGGAGCAAGUGGACCUUAUGAUGAAAAGAAACUUCAAUGUCAUUUCCUACACAGAGGCGAUUGACAUUCUAAACCGUAGCUCAGAGCAAUUUACCUUCAAGCCAGAGUGGGGUUGUGAUCUUCAAACAGAGCAUGAGAAGUACAUCGUGCAGCAUUGUGGAAAUGUCCCAGUCUUCGUGACAGAUUAUCCAUAUGAGCUAAAGCCUUUCUACGCCAGAGACAAUCAGGACCAGCCCCAGCACACAGCAGCUGCAGUAGAUCUCUUGGUGCCCGGUGUGGGGGAGCUGUGUGGUGGUUCUCUCAGAGAGGAAAGACUAGAGCUGCUAAGGACUCGGCUAGAAAAGGCUGGAUUAAACGACACGUACGCAUGGUAUCUUCAGCUGAGAGAGUUCGGUUCAGUGCCUCAUGGUGGUUUUGGGAUGGGCUUCGAGAGGUACUUGCAGUGUGUUUUAGGAAUAGACAACAUCAAGGACACUAUUCCGUUCGCAAGGUUUUCACACUCCUGUGUUCUGUAAAGCAGCCUGGUGUGAAAUUACAAUAAACAGAUUGAAAAGA